Messenger RNA from Armigeres subalbatus, 939 nucleotides. RefSeq names its product trypsin 5G1-like. The record is from RefSeq and is a predicted model, not a curated record. The coding region runs from base 56 to 862 and encodes 268 amino acids. The transcript has a single exon. Gene Ontology annotation, biological process: proteolysis. Lineage: Eukaryota; Metazoa; Arthropoda; Insecta; Diptera; Culicidae. Gene Ontology annotation, molecular function: serine-type endopeptidase activity.
CGCAGCUGUCUAAUCCACAGUACAUCAUCUGCUCGUCGACCUACCCGGUACAGCCAUGGCCUCUCUGUUCACCGUAUUGGCGAUUGCCAGCGUCCUCGCCACAACCACCCAGUCACUACCAAGCCCCAGGAAUUCGCUGCGCCCAUGGUUCAACCCGCUGUUGCGCUCUUCGGGCCGGAUCGUCGGAGGUUACGAGGUGGACAUUGCUGACGUGCCAUUCCAAGUGUCACUUCAGCAUGGUUUUGGACACUUUUGCGGAGGAUCUAUCAUCAGCAGCACUUGGGUGCUGACGGCUGGACACUGUACCGGUAGUACCGACGAUCCGCAGAUGAGUGUACGCGUCGGAACAACUCUGCACACAUUCGGUGGAGAACUGGUACCGGUUAAGCGUGUCAUUCGGCACCCGGCGUACGAUCACGGUACUGUCGAUUACGACUUUGCUCUGAUGGAGUUGCAAGAGGAACUGGAUUUAGAGAAAGGCGUCUACGCUGUUGAACUGCCGGAACAGGACGAACCAGUGGAAGACGGCACUUGCCUACAGGUUUCCGGAUGGGGUGAUACCCAAAACGUGUUUGAGGACGGUGUGGGACUCAGAGCCGCUUACGUGCCUUCAGUUAAUCAGGAGAAGUGUACCGAAGCGUAUAGUUCGUUCGGAGAGAUUACCCCGCGGAUGUUGUGCGCUGGUUUCGACAAGGGAGGUAAGGACGCUUGCCAAGGUGACUCCGGUGGCCCACUGGUCGAGGGAAACAAACUGGUCGGUGUGGUGUCCUGGGGUAAGGGCUGUGCCGAAGAAGGAUAUCCCGGUGUUUACUCUCGGGUGGCCACAGUUCGCGAGUGGAUCAAGGAGACCAGUGGAGUGUAGGGAAGGAACUCUAAAAUCAAAAUGGAUCAAUUUAUUCUAAUAAAAUGAGAUCACGAUCCAAUGUCUUUCGGAAACUA